Pelagomonas calceolata is the source of this 1644-nucleotide messenger RNA. The record is from the annotation of a GenBank genome assembly. NCBI's taxonomy places the organism in Eukaryota, Pelagophyceae, Pelagomonadales, Pelagomonadaceae.
CCCCAAGCAAGCAAGCACUUGACGCUCGGAACGCGGCAUUCGUGGGCUUGGCUAAGGGUUCAGCUAUAGAGCAUCAGUGCAAGCACGACGCAGCUGAAGCUCUCCUUUUGCCGCUUUAACAUUGCUGCGCAUUGAUAUUGCUCCGCUGCGAAUCGCUCGGCUCGCAUCGUUCGCUCGCAUCGACCCAGGCGGAAUUCAACCUUCAGGGCGCCUUCUGAACCAUGGCGUGGACUCGCGUUCGCAGCGUCCGCGUCACCGGUCGAUUUUCACCAAGGCCUACGGCAUGGCGGCGUACGCGGACGACGGCGCGUGGCUCGAGGCGCACGCGGCGCAGUUCGCGGCGAUUCAGCUACCCCGGGAGCUGUGGAACGAGGCGGCGCGCAAGGUGCGGGCGCAGAUCUUCGACGGGGGGGCGUCCCUGACGUACGCGGUCGAGGCGGACGGCGGGUGGUCCGUCGUGGCGGCGCGGGACCUCGAAGGAAUGGACGUGUGGCUGGUGGACCACGUGUGGCUCGUUAAAGACGCAUUCGCGGCGUUCACGCAGCUUGACGCGCACGAGGAGUUGCGGGACCGCCUGGAUGCGUUGGUGCGGCCGCACGGGACCGCGCCGGGGUCGUACGGCGACGCGGGGGCCACGCUCGGCCUGCUGAAGACGCUGGCGCCCCUCGCGCACCCGAUGCGCCUCGUGGCGGACGCGGCGGCGGCGGCGCGGGGCGGCGACGUGACGUACUACGUCCAGGACGAGCUCGGGUCGCGGUUACGGACGGUGGGCGUCGACGACGCCGGGGCCGCGACCGCGGGCCGCGCCGCCGUCUACGACGCGGAGACGAACGCGACGCUAUCGCUGCUGUGGGUCGCGGGCCCCCUCGCGGCGGGGCUGGAGCUGGUCGUGCCGCGGCUCAUGGGGCUCGAGCUCCUCGAGGACGGGCAACGGUACUGGGCGCGGCGCAUGGACGCCGAGGAGGUCUUCGAGUGGUACUGCCCGUUCGCGGCGAUCGCCGGCGUCGUGGCCCGCGUGCUGCCGCGCGGCGGGACCGGGCUCGUCCUGGUCUCGGGCAACGGCACGUCCGACCUCCCCGUCGAGCUCGAACGCGCGCACGCCGGCGCGCGGAUCGUGGCGGCCGACUACGCGGACAACGCGACCGCGCGGAUGCGCAGGCGCCACCCCGACUCCCGGGUGGCGUGGGUCACGGGCGACCUCACGGCGUCCUUCGCGCCGCUCGGCUGCGCGGACGGGAGUGCGGCCCUCGUCCUCGACAAGGGCUGCCUCGACGCCAUGCUCAUCAAGCCCGUGCGGGAGCGGGCGGACGUAACCGAUACGUGGGCGGCCUCGUCCCCCGACGCCUUGGCCUACCUCGCCGCCGCCCGGGCGUGCCUCCGGCCCGCCGGCGUCGUUCUCGUCGUCACCCUCGGCCGCCGCGCGAUGCGCGAGCCCCUCUUCGCGGCCGCGGGCCUCGUCGUCCGCGAGUGGCUCGCCGUCGUCCCCACGGCAUCAAUGACGGCCGGCAAGCACGCCGAUGCCGGCGCCGGCGACCUCCACGUCGCCGUCCUCGGCUCGGCGUGAGGCGCUUCGUCCCCCAAGACCCCUCCCCUGGUUUUGUAGAUCAUAGAGUUUCCCUAGGUGAUACACACUAGCAAGCACCC